Durusdinium trenchii is the source of this 414-nucleotide messenger RNA. The record is from the annotation of a GenBank genome assembly. Lineage: Eukaryota; Dinophyceae; Suessiales; Symbiodiniaceae.
AUGUUCAAGGACCCUGAGAAACGUCAGAAGUUGGCAGAGAUUUUGCGUAGAGAGGGAACCUUUGGCAAGAUGGAGCUCAAGGUCAAAUCGCUUCAUUCCAAAACUGUUGAAGAGACGCUCCAGGGAGGGUGGCACACAGAGGUAUCUCUUGGACGCCUCGGGUGGACCGAGCAGAUGAUCCAGAACAGUCGUGAGUGGGCUGCGAGCAGAAACCUGUUAAAGAAGAACCCAGUUCAUGGUGCAGAUGAGUGGCGCAUUCCAGUUGAAGCCACUUACACGCAUACCGACAGAACUUCGCACGAGACCGAGGGGUCUGGAGAAAUGCUGGUUGAUGAUCCAGAAGGUCAUCUAUUGGACACUUCUGGCGUGGAUGUCGAUAGCCUGAUCAGGCCUUUUAGCAAACCACUGACCUAG